Molecule: messenger RNA, 4987 nt
Organism: Stylophora pistillata
Lineage: Eukaryota; Metazoa; Cnidaria; Anthozoa; Scleractinia; Pocilloporidae
Biological process (GO): cell surface receptor protein tyrosine kinase signaling pathway; multicellular organism development; protein phosphorylation
Cellular component (GO): plasma membrane; signaling receptor complex
Molecular function (GO): transmembrane receptor protein tyrosine kinase activity; ATP binding; protein binding
Source: RefSeq, a predicted model, not a curated record
GGUUCUCACUUAUUGCAGGGUUACUUGGCAUACGGUAGCUCUACGUUGUUAUGGCAGCUUUGAAAAUGGUUGAGCGUUUUUCGUGGCAUUGACACGGCUCCAGCGCUAACGAUUUUUCAUGUCCGGUUGGUUUCCAGCCCCGGCGGGUUUUUAGCUCUGCUGGGUUUCCGUUGCCCCAACGGGAAUUUUGAUUUCCUGUAACUGUGAGACAACGACAAGUCGGAUGGCUUUGGCAGUUCCCUUUCUAAACGAAAGACACCACGUUAGAUUCUUCUUCCUCGCCUGCUUUGCUGUGUGUUGCUUGGGUGUCCAAGGAAUUUCCUUUUCUUAUGACAACAUUGUAAAAAAGGCACGUUGUACCGCAAACUGCUACACUCAGUACGCGGUUCCUAAUGAUACAGACAAAAUUUGUGAAAGCACAUCUUGCACCAAGUGUUUGAGACCAUGCAAGUUUGUAUUUCUGGAACGCUCCGAAUCACAAUGCCUACAAAAUUGUAGAAAUUCAAGCAGCUGUGAGUCGAGCUGUAUAUUUUUGGAGCAGUUAAACAGCUUCGCCUCGAUACAAAUUGGUGACGGAUCUAAGAUUCCCACGCCGAGCAUACCAAGAGUAACAAAUAAGAGCCUCACUUCUUUAUCACUACAAUGGGAUCCUGUGCAAAAUGCCAGUGGUACUCCUGUGUACUUGAUUACAAUGGACAGAGAAGGCGAUGAUGUUUCAACGCGUAACUUUAUCAAUGUGUUCACAAGCCCUCACGCCACUCUUCGUACCGCAGUAGAGUUGUGUGGUGGACUCCGCGCAAUUUCUCGCCAAACGUUUCAAGGGAUUUUCUUCAAAUUGAAGGUUGCGGUCGUUACAGAAAAUUCAUCAAUCAGUAACGGAGAAAAGACGAAUACCAUAUCCCUACCACAGCCUGCUCCAAUCAGCGACCUGGCAUUGAUAAGCCUUGUCUAUGACGGUGACCAAUAUCAAAGCAACAGAAUAAAACUGAUGGCCAAUUGGACUCAGUCAAAGCAACAAGAACUAAUUUCCGACCACCUCAUGGUGUGGGAAUACGAAUGCUUUUUGGAAAAUGGCGUUAAACGGAGAUGGGACAAUACGAAGUCGGCUGACCCUAUUGGAACCGUGGCUCGCAAUGAUGAGUUAAAGAAAUGCCAUAAUACUUUGAAGGUCUAUGCAAUGUCACAAUGCAUACAGAGCAAUGCAACAAGUAUAACUUUUGAGUACCCCGGUUGUGCGAAUAUCACCGGUUAUCGCACAGACCUAUGCAACAAAUUCGAUCCUCCCGGAUCACCAGAAAAGGAUAGAAAAGUUCGAAACCUAAGCUCCAGUCUGAUUGCUAUUGAAGACGGCUUCAGAUUCACUGCGAAGUUGACAUGGCUUCCUCCUCUGUAUCCCCACAAGACAGUAGAGUACUACUUUAUCUUCGGAUAUGGUGCCACUACUGAAACUUCAUUUUCAAUCAAGUCACUACCACAUGCUCAAAGUUUUAACAUAACGGUUUGGACUAUUUUUAAGGAUGAUGCCCCACCAAGUGCUGAUAACACUAUCUUAAUAUCUACUCCAGGCCCUGAUCCGUCCCACAUUAAAGUGCAAACCUUGGUCUUCGAAAGUUUCGUCUUGCUACCUCAGACUGGUCAGUUCCGUUUAAAUGUUUCCUGGAAAAAGCCUCUCUUCAAUUACAGCCAAGUUUUAUGUUACACUGUCUCAUCUAAAAUAGACGACGGAGACCAAAAUGUAUCGCAAACGAACAGGACCUAUUUAAUCACUCACGGCAUCUCUUACGGAGAGCCAGUAACAGUAAGUGUUACACCACAUUUUAUCAACGGGAUUGAAGGAAAAAGCACCACUGAGACUUUUAGUGCACCUGUGCCUCCUGAUGGCGAACUCAUGGUACAGAAUCUCAAUACUGUGGGAAAGUUUGUCGAACGUGAACAGAGUAACACGUUUGCCGUGAACAUCUCGUGGGAGCCACCAUCUUUCAAAUACAGGCACGUUUCUUAUUACAACGUGUCAUGCCAUUUCCAUGGUUAUCCACGGGAUGAGUUUCGAAGUUAUACGAAAACCAACUUGCAAAGAACAACAUUUAGAGUAGCGGGAAUACUGCCACAGCAACGCGUCAACACCGAGAUAAUCCCCUUUUACAAUGACAAAUACAUCACAGGAAAAAGUAAGAGAAUAGAGGACACUGCACCUGGACCAAGAACAGAUCUGGUGAAAGUUAUUGGACUGAGACAUAAUGAACUGAUGCCCAGCUCUGAUGAAUCAUUCCGCAUGACGGUGUUUUGGCAGAAACCGCUGUUUAACCACAGUGUAGUUCAAUAUUACAGAUACAGGAUAAGUAAUACCUCAUCGGAAACAGUUGGGAAGAAAAAGAGGAGAGCUAUCGACCUCAACACCGACCUUACCACGGAAUCUAAUAACGUCACAAUCGACGGAAUCCAGAUGGAUGAAAAAUUGGAAUUUAAGGUUAUUCCAGUUUUUGAAGUGUCAACUAUCAUGGGACAAGAAGACAGGAUAUUGAUUACUUCUUUAUCUAGGCCUGUUCCUCAUCACGUCCCAAUGGCACCAGGUGAAAUAAUUGCACUAGUCAUCGGCUCGUUGCUGUUAAUUUUGAUCGCACUUUCUCUAAUCAUCUGGUGUCACAAAGAGAGACAAAGGCGUCGAAAGGCUGAAGGACUCAUCCCGGGUAAAGUCGGUUUGAUGAUUGAUCAGUGGGAGGUUGAUCCGGACCGUGUGAAUCUGGAAGAGGAGAUUGAUGAGGGAGCCUUUGGGAAAGUGUUCAAAGGAAUUCUCAAAGGACCAUGUACACCAUCACUGAAUUCCACUUUUAAAGCCUCGCGGACCAUAAAAGGAGAUAAUUUGUGCACAGUCGCAGUGAAAAUGCUCCACGACAUGGGUGACAGCGACCAAAGAAGAGAUUUUCUGGAUGAAAUUCAACUCAUGAAGGACGUGGGAUCACACAGGAAUAUCGUCAACAUGGUGGGAUGCUGUACUAUGCAGGAACCUAUGUUUUUACUUCUUGAAUAUGUCCCGUGCGGAAGCCUCCUGAAAUAUCUCAGAAAACACCGAGGGAAGAUGAAAGAGAACAUUGGAGAGACCCCCCGUGGACCAUAUCACUCCACCUACUGUGAGACAUACACUACAAAUGCAGGGAUAUCUAUCAAGGCAACUAAAAGUGACCGCAUCUACGUCAAUGCUCCCGGGCGGCAACAAGAACAAACUGAAAACAUCCAACUUGUAAGUUUCAGUUCUCAAGAUCCAGAAAACAAAAAUGGUGAGGAAAAUAGGGGAAUGAAUAAAGACGAAAGAGACGAAGAGCACAAUGAAGAUGAAGAAUCCUUAACUCCUGGAGAUUUGAUGGCGUUUGCUUGGCAAAUAAGCCAAGCAAUGGAAUACCUUGCAAAGAAAGGAUUUAUCCACCGCGACUUGGCAGCGCGUAACGUUCUUGUCGGGGAGAAUAAAAGUGCCAAGGUGGCCGACUUUGGUCUAACACGACAUGUCUAUGAAGAGAGGGUCUAUCAGGGAAAAACAAAUAGAAAGCUUCCUCUGAAAUGGAUGUCAAUCGAAGCUAUUUUUGAUCAAACAUUCACGACCCAUAGCGAUGUAUGGUCUUUUGGAGUUGUUCUUUGGGAAUUGGUAACACUUGGUGGAACACCAUACCCGACUAUUGACAACAAAGAACUUCUUCGCACGUUGAAGGAUGGAUACAGAAUGGAACAACCUGAUACCUGUGACAAUGAAUUAUAUGAGGUAAUGAUGGAUUGCUGGAGGGAAAACCCCGACCAACGUCCAGGCUUCACGCAGUUGAGAAAUAGAUUUGAGAGUAUGAUGCAAAAGGACAACCCUUAUAUGGAUUUCAGUGCCGUGGAUGAAACAAGCGCAUAUUACAGCGUACCUUCAUUUAACAGUAUCAUGGAUGAGUCUCCCGAUGAGGAUAAUGGUUCUGAUAGCAUCGUAAAGGAGAGGCGUCAGUCCUCCACGGACUCUGUGGAGCUGACUGAUCAUCAAAAUGUGGAACCGUUAAGCGGGGACGUCAAAGAGAUCUCGGAACAAAAAGGAAGUCAAAACAACAUCACACAAGAUGGAGAACAAGAUCAUUUCUCCGAGAUCAAGAUUCCUAAUGACGUUAAAACUGAUACAGAGAUCAAUCUUGAUGAGCUCCAAAUGAGUUUCUACAGGCCAGCGAAAAGGAUAACUGCCUUCUAGCGCUGUGAAAAUCAUCUGCUGCAAUCGAAAAAUCCGAAAAUUUUUACCAAUGCUAUUCUUUAGAGACCCAGGGAUAAAAAUAUCAGGCGCAUUUUAAGCUUAUUAGAUCAUAUAUCUAAUGGAUUUUACCCUAUAGAAAUAAUGAAAUAAUUAAAAUUAUUAUUAUUAGAACAACGUUUUGAUCCGAUCUCUCGGCUUUCGGCAAAAUCAAUCGGAUACGAGAGCUUGCUCGACGGAUAAUGCAAGUAAUUGUCGCAAGAUAAAUAGCAUUUUGGCCGAUGUUUUCUUUUUCUCGUGCCUGACUAUUUAUCCCUAACCCUAUAAGGAUGUGUUGCAGUAAGAAAACCCCUUUAACACAACAAAAUGUAAAUUUAACAGCUUAGUAAUGAUAGUUAACUUGAUAAAGUUAACUACACUAAGGAAGCAUUAAUUUUCCAUCUUCUAGCAAGGAUUCUGAAAUUGCAUGCAUCUUUUAUUAAAAUAUAGACUAGAAAGUUUCUUUAAAAGCUAUAGUUCCAGGCAAACAGCACUGAAUCAACUGCAUGACUAUAACUGUCGGUUUUUGUAGUGGUGUAAUGAAAAAAAAUUUGUCAAGGAUAGUUUAAAGGUAUUUAAUGUAUUUACUUAUCUAUUUGUAUUAUUUAGUUUCGAUAGAAACGGAGAAAGUUAUUGCACCUUGACACUUUCAUUCGAUGAAACUGAUUGAAAAUUGAUGAAAACAGCUACUUUUAAAGAGGUUCCAAAUGUAAGAGUUGUAUUUGCAUAAAGUACCUUGUCAUA